Dacryopinax primogenitus is the source of this 1353-nucleotide messenger RNA. Its product is annotated as NicO-domain-containing protein. Gene Ontology annotation, biological process: nickel cation transmembrane transport. Gene Ontology annotation, cellular component: plasma membrane. The record is from RefSeq and is a predicted model, not a curated record. The transcript has 8 exons. Gene Ontology annotation, molecular function: nickel cation transmembrane transporter activity. The coding region runs from base 1 to 1353 and encodes 450 amino acids. NCBI's taxonomy places the organism in Eukaryota, Fungi, Basidiomycota, Dacrymycetes, Dacrymycetales, Dacrymycetaceae.
AUGCCUUGGCCUGGAGUGACACGGAGAAAAUCCCGCUCCGAAGGAAAACGCCUGACCAUUCUUGGGCGCUCGGUUCUGCUCCUGGGAUCUCUACUCGCGUUCAACGGAUUGUGCUGGGUACUAGCUGGAAUCCUUUUUGGAAGGAAAGAAAGCACCAGGGAAGUGUUGAGUCUUUGUGUUUUGGCCUGGACAUACGGUCUGCGACAUGCCCUUGAUAGUGAUCAUAUAUCGGCCAUAGACAAUGCAACCCGUGGGUUAUUGGCGUUGGGCCAGCAGCCAGUCACUUGUGGGUUCUUCUUCUCUCUCGGACACAGCACGAUCGUCAUUGCAGUGAAUGUGGCGAUCGCUAUAAGUACCACUGUCUUCGAGCAUCUGGAUGGCGUUGGCAAUGUCGGAGGAAUUGUUGGGACGGCUGUCUCUGCUUCUUUCCUCUUUCUACUGGCGACCGCGAAUUCAAUCAUCCUAUAUACAACUCUAAGACGCAAGAGAGCUCGUGAACGCCAGAUAGCUGCUGGACUGCCAGUAGAACCACUCGAGCACGAUAUCGAACCCAUUCAGAAUCGCACGUUGAUGAUGCGCAUCCUUGGGCCCGUCAUGCGAGUUGUCGACAAGCCGUGGAAGAUGUAUCCUGUGGGUGUCCUCUUUGGAUUUGGCUUCGAUACAGCUUCCACGAUCGCCUUGCUAGCCGUCUCUGCGAUCGCAAAGUCGGCGGCGCAGGGUAAUAUCGUCAUCCUUCCGUUUCUAUUCACAGCCGGAAUGACUCUUGUGGACUCGAUCGACUCUGUACUGAUGCUUUAUUCCUAUGCGCUUCCAAGUCGACACACUGCGGAAGGCGCACUCGCGUUUUUUGAGCGGAAAGAGGAUCAAGCCCAGGAUCUCUCACAACCACAACAGGAGUCCAUAGAUCCUAUUUCAUUGUCAGAGAAGAAAGGAGAGGAAUUUGUCACGCCGCUGGUUACCGAGGCACCACCUGGAGGGGACGAGAUCGUCGCUCCGACACCUGCACAAGUGAUGAACACACACUUAGAGCACAAUAAGGCGACGACACUCUCUUCUUUGAGCAUUAUCCUGACUCUGUUGUCCAUUCUUGUUGCUUUCAGCAUCUCCCUUAUCGAGAUCAUGGGAUUGAUUGGGGACAACUGCGGGCCAUGCCAGGACGCCGCUAACGCUCCGGACGGAGGUGGACUGGCAGGCUCAUGGUGGAGGGCAUGGGACGCCGCAAAUGACGCUUCGGGAUACAUCGGAGCAUCGAUCGUGGGUGUAUUCGUCUGUAUUGUCUUGGUGUAUUUCGGUGGGAAAUGGGCGUACCAACGUUCGACGAGAAAGGCCGCAGGCCAAUCAAGGGAUAUUUAA